Molecule: messenger RNA, 672 nt
Organism: Callorhinus ursinus (northern fur seal)
Lineage: Eukaryota; Metazoa; Chordata; Mammalia; Carnivora; Otariidae
Source: RefSeq, a predicted model, not a curated record
CGGCCUGCUGGACCAUGCUGAGCGGAGUGCGCGGCUGGCUCGCCUCAGCGCUGCGGGGUCCACGCGUGCCACCGUUCGCGGUCGCCCAUAGGUGCCUUCACACGUCGGGGUCCCAGCGUCCGCGGACAAGAGCGAGAGGCCUGGAGACCCACCCCACGCCUUCAACCCGGCGCUGCUCGAGUUCCUGGUGUGCCCCCUCUCCAAGAAGCCGCUCAGAUAUGAAGCAUCGACAAAUGAAUUGAUUAAUGAAGAGUUGGGAAUAGCCUAUCCAAUUAUUGAUGGGAUCCCUAAUACGAUACCGCAGGCAGCUAGGAUGACACAUCAAAAUAAGAAGCAAGAAGAAAUGGAGCAGCACUAGAUCAUAAUUAAAAACAGCAACACACAUAACUAAACUUUCUUGAUACCACUUACCUUUUUAAAAGUCAGAGUGGCAGGUAAUAAGUGGGGGAGAAGAAUGUUUCUGUCUCUUCCUACGCUGACUGUCCUUAUUCCGUUGGUCUCUUUAGCAGGACUGUCCUACUCAGCCUCCGUGGAAGAAAACUUCCCACAGGGCUGCACUAACACAACCAGCCUGUGCUUUUAUAGUCUGCUCCUGCCCAUUACCAUACCAGUUUAUGUGUUCUUCCACCUUUGGACUUGGAUGGGUAUUAAACUCUUCAGGCAUAAUUAAUA